Molecule: messenger RNA, 836 nt
Organism: Helicoverpa zea (corn earworm)
Lineage: Eukaryota; Metazoa; Arthropoda; Insecta; Lepidoptera; Noctuidae
Gene: Hsp20.1
Product: protein lethal(2)essential for life-like
Exons: 1
Coding region: 109-657 (182 amino acids)
Biological process (GO): response to heat; protein refolding
Molecular function (GO): protein folding chaperone
Source: RefSeq, a predicted model, not a curated record
CAGUAUAUAAACUCGCCGGCCGGCGCAACAGUACGUUAUUCCCAGUGUAGCAACUCGGUGAAAAACAACUUUGUUUAUACUCUUAAACUAAACUCUAAAACAAUAACAAUGUCUCUGCUACCAUUCUUGCUCGGAACCGCUCCUCACCGCCUCGCUGACCAGGAGUUCGGGCUCGGAAUCUCUCCCGAUGACUUGCUGACUGCUGUCGUCGCCCCUAUGGUGGCUCGGGAUUACUACAGACCCUGGAGACAGAUGGCCGUCGCAGCCAGGGACAUCGGAUCCACCAUCGUGUCAAACAAGGAAAAGUUUCAAGUCAACCUGGAUGUGCAGCAUUUCGCUCCCGAAGAGAUCAGCGUGAAGACUUCUGAUGGAUACGUGAUCGUCGAAGGGAAACAUGAGGAAAAGAGGGAUGAACAUGGCUACAUUUCCCGCCAGUUCACCAGGCGUUACAUCCUGCCUGAGAACUGCGACCCUGCUACUGUUGAGUCUAAGCUGUCCUCUGAUGGUGUGUUGUCCAUCAUUGCUCCAAAAACUCCUCCGUUGUCGAAGAACGAGAGGUCUGUCCCGAUCUCUCAGACUGGGCCCGUGAGGAAGGAGAUCAAGGACGCGGCCAGCCAGCCCACUGCCCAGACUGACGCCAACGGCACAGCCAAGUAAAUACCAAGUGUCUCCAACAUCUCGAAGAUCGCUCGUUCUCUGUGUGCCCCACCUGUGCUUCGCAAACCUUUUUCUAUUCAAUUUUAAUGUGAUAAAAAUCGACUGAUUUAAAAUUUAUGUGUAAGUACCUAUUUUAAUUAGUGUUGGUAAUUUUUUUAAUAAAUUUUCCUAUUGCUGUA